UUCAUUCAUUCAUUCAUUCAUACACAGAGAAAUGAAUCUUAUAACUAGUACUCAUCAUCAUGUUGAUCAUAAUAAUAUAUCUGAUCAAUCAGACAUAAUUAUUAUUAAUUGCUCCAAACCCGCCAACAACAACUCUGCAACAACGAAGAAGAAGAAGAAGAUGAAGAUGAAGAUGAAGGAGGAGAAGGAGAAAGAGAAGGAGAAGAAGAUCGGGCACCCGGUUUAUCGGGGGGUGAGAAAAAGGAACUGGGGAAAAUGGGUUUCUGAGAUCAGAGAGCCACGAAAGAAAUCCCGGAUAUGGCUAGGAACAUUUCCCACCCCUGAAAUGGCGGCGCGUGCUCAUGAUGUCGCCGCUUUAAGCAUUAAGGGAGAAUCGGCUGUCCUUAAUUUCCCAGAACUAGCCGGCUCUUUUCCCCGACCCGCUUCUCUUUCCCCCUUUGAUAUCCAGGCAGCAGCUGCAAAGGCGGCAGCCAUGGUCGACGACGACGACAAUAAUAUCAAUUCAAUUCUGCUGGAGCUGGAGGAAGAACUGAGCGAAAUCAUUGAUUUGCCCAACUUGGAAACGACGACUCUCAACGGCGAUGAUAAUCGGAGGAUUACGUGUCACGCGGAUUCAGUCGUUGAUCAUAAUAUUCAUGGGUACUGGUUGGAUUUGGAGGAGUUAGAUACGCCGCCGCCGUGGUUCCUAACCGCCGGCGGGGAGGAUUUUACCCACUACUUUUCCGAUUAUAAUUAUUGUAUCCCUCCUCCCGGAUAUGCAAACGAUUGCUUCUUUUGAUUCUUUGAUUUGGAUUAAUUAGUUAGUUAUCAUCUCGAUGAUGAUGAUGAAUUAAUUCAAUCAUUCUAUAUAUAUAUAUCUUUGUGGAUUUUUCUGAUUUAUAGUUCUAGGUUUCCUUUUUAAUGGAAUGGAAAGCU
This is a messenger RNA of Impatiens glandulifera, 915 nucleotides long. Its product is annotated as ethylene-responsive transcription factor TINY-like. Gene Ontology annotation, molecular function: DNA binding; DNA-binding transcription factor activity. Gene Ontology annotation, biological process: regulation of DNA-templated transcription. The transcript has a single exon. The record is from RefSeq and is a predicted model, not a curated record. The coding region runs from base 32 to 778 and encodes 248 amino acids. Lineage: Eukaryota; Viridiplantae; Streptophyta; Magnoliopsida; Ericales; Balsaminaceae.